Molecule: messenger RNA, 750 nt
Organism: Anisakis simplex (herring worm)
Lineage: Eukaryota; Metazoa; Nematoda; Chromadorea; Rhabditida; Anisakidae
Source: the annotation of a GenBank genome assembly
AUGUCCUCACAGGCAGAUAAUAUGGGAUUCUGGGUUAUAGAAGGAAUUAUUUGUUGGACACCGAAACAGUUUAAAUCAAGUCGUAAUGAGCGAGGUGAGCAUUUCGAACAAAAUAUCGAGGAUUAUAUGGACGAAGAGGACGUUGGUGAAUAUGGAAUAGCAGCACGGCGUAUGCGUACAACGUUGGAUGAUAAUUUCUUGAAAAAAGGUGAUAAUCAGAAAUUAGCAUGGGAGCGAUCCGGACAGUCCAGUCUGGAUGUGUUUAUUUUUAGUGAAUCGGUGGGAAUUCGUUUAUUGAAGAAAAUGGGAUGGCGUGAAGGUCAAGGCAUCGGUCCGAAAAUGUCACGUAGAACAAUGGAGAAACAUAAACGUGGGUCACCUAUAAAAAUGAACUUCGAUCGCGUGGACGCCGAAGAAAUGGCACCUGGUUUCGAGUUUGCUCCGGAGGAUGUUUUGGCACAUUACCUUCAUUCUCGGAGCGGCACGCGUGGGUUGGGCUAUGAAGGCCUACGGAAGACUGAAGUGCUAUCCGAGCAAUACGGCAUAAAAGAGGCAACAUUGAAAACGAAACGUAAAAGUAAAGGAAUUCGUGGUCAGGUAAAGUGUGUUCUGAUUUUCGAAUUUAUCCUAUCUACUAGCAAAUGUCGACUGUUGUCGGAAAAAUGCACACAAUGGUGUAAAUUUUUAAAUUUGAAGGCUUUCGGUGUUGGAGCGUUUGAGGACGAAGAUGAAAGUAUCUAUACGAGUUUU